Molecule: messenger RNA, 1056 nt
Organism: Amphimedon queenslandica
Lineage: Eukaryota; Metazoa; Porifera; Demospongiae; Haplosclerida; Niphatidae
Product: putative syntaxin-4
Exons: 7
Coding region: 432-860 (142 amino acids)
Biological process (GO): vesicle fusion; intracellular protein transport; vesicle-mediated transport
Cellular component (GO): endomembrane system; SNARE complex; membrane
Molecular function (GO): SNARE binding; SNAP receptor activity
Source: RefSeq, a predicted model, not a curated record
GUUGUUGGAAUUCUUUGUGAAGAACUUGGUAUAAAAGACUAUUGAGCCAAAGGAUGGCUAGUCUGGACGCAGAGAAGGCCUACAAGGCAGAGGUUAGGGUGACAGGCACAAGAGGCUUUGGGGACACUUCACUAUCAGGCAGUUUUUCCCGUGGGAAUCCAGAAGAGUUGUUAAGUUCAUUAGGAGCAGAUAUAAGCAAUUAUCGUUCCUCAGUCCAUUCACUGGAUCAACUAUGAGGAGGGUCAAAGACCAGCCAAGAGCUAUCUUCACUGAGGGCCGCCAUACAAGAAAAGAUUGAAGAGGCUGAUCAAGAAAUAAAAGCGAAAGUUGCUAGAGGUGAGAGCCAAAUUGUCACUAAGAAACUAACGGACCAGCUUCAAGAGCAAAGAAAAGAGUUUGAGUCAUUAAAGGAACAAGAGAACAAGAAGGGAAUGGAAGGAGAAGGAUCAGUACAAGAAUCACAAGCAGAUUCCUUCACCAGUGAUCCAACUGUCAAUAAUGAUGGUGAUACUUUAGCUCAAGAAGCUCUGCAAGUUGACCAGUCGGGACUCAAUAUAAGAGAACAACAAGCAACAGAAAUAAGAGAACUUGAAAAGGACAUUGGUGAUCUUCAUGAUAUUUCAAAGCACAUCAACGUGAUGAUUGUUGAUCAAGGAUCACAAAUAGACAGAAUAGAGCUACACACCGAGAAGGCUGCACAUCGAACUGAAAAAGGAACAGCCAACACGACAACAGCCGUUGUUCUAAAAAGGCAGAACAAUACUUUACUAAUAGCACUGUUGGUAGCUGGGGGCGGAGUCUUACUAUUUAUCAUUAUCGUCAUCAUAAUAUUAGCAGUCGUAUUGACAAGAAACGACUAACUAAUCGAUAUUAUUAUUAUUAUUAUUAUUAUUAUUAUUAUUAUUAUUAUUACUAUGGGAUGUGAAAAACUAGUUUAUAUCAGAAUUCAAACUCGAAUCAGAAUUAAUCAAUCAGUUAUUAACGUCAUGUUUUAGUUCAUUAUACAUAUUUGUUUCUGUAUUGUUCAUUUUAGAUUUAAAAAAUUAAUUUAAAAAA